AUGUCGAAGGGCAGCUCCUUGUUUAAAAAGUAUUGGAACAGCGCUCACUUAAGAGCCUCUGCCCUCCAUCCUAAAUGGACCAGCCAUGAGCACCAAACUUCCACUCUCAUCUUCAUCGCAAAAUCACACCCAUUUCAAGUAAGUCACGCCCUCACAGUCCACCGGAUCUCACCACCACCGUCCUCUCCCUCCACCACCACCUCCUCCUCUAUCACAUCCAAAACGACAAACCCAUUUCGGGUACUAACCACCACCAAACCCUCCAAUCUAUCUCUCAUCACUAGUACCACCAAUACACCACCACCUGGUUCCCAAGACCAUGCGCUCCUUACUCUCCUCCGCCAAAGAAAAACUGAAGAGGCCUGGCUAGUCUACACGCAGUGCACACACCUUCCCAACCCCACAUGCCUUAGCCGCUUAGUCUCCCAAUUGUCCUACCAGAAAACCCCCUUGAGCUUGACUCGCGCUCAGUCCAUUAUCCAACGCCUCCGCCAGGAGCGACAGCUCCACCGCCUCGAUGCCAAUUCCCUUGGCCUCCUUGCAGUGGCCGCCACCAAGGCCGGCCACACUCUUUACGCUACCUCCAUCAUCAAGUCCAUGCUCAUCUCCGGAUACCUCCCCCAUGUCAAGGCUUGGAGUGCUGUAGUAAGCCGCCUUGCUGCCUCCGGCGAUGAUGGCCCUGCCGAGGCCAUUAAACUGUUCGAUUCAGUAACCCGAAAGGUCCGCCGAUUUGCAGACCCCACUGUAGUUAAGGAUUCAAGGCCUGACACAGCUGCAUACAAUGCUGUGCUGAAUGCUUGUGCGAAUCUUGGUGAGACCAAGAAGUUUUUGCAAUUGUUUGAUGAAAUGCCCGAGUUGGGUUGUGAACCUGAUGUUUUAACGUACAAUGUCAUGAUCAAGCUGUGUGCUAGAGUUGGUAGGAAAGAUUUGCUUGCGUUUGUAUUGGAGAGAAUUCUUGAGAAGAGGAUUUCAUUGUGUAUGACAACAUUACAUUCGCUUGUUGCGGCUUAUGUUGGUUUUGGUGAUUUGGAAACUGCAGAGAAAAUUGUCCAGGCGAUGAGGGAAGGGCGGCAAGACCUUUGCAAGAUUCUGAGGGAGUCGAAUUUGGAGAGUACAAGUAAAAUUGAGGGUGAUGUGUUUGAAAAAUUGCUUCCCAAUUCGACUAAUUUGAGUAAUUAUGAGCCUCCAGAGUUACCUAAAGUAUAUGCUCCUGACACUAGGAUGUACACAACAUUAAUGAAGGUUUAUAUGAAACAAGGCCGUGUUACUGACACAGUGAGAAUGUUAGAGGCUAUGCGGCAUCAAGAAGACAGCACCAGCCACCCAGACCAUGUUACUUAUACAACUGUUAUUUCUGCAUUUGUGAAAUCAGGGUCAAUGAUCCGGGCACGUCAGGUUUUAGCAGAGAUGACUAGAAUUGGUGUGCCUGCCAAUCGGGUCACUUAUAAUAUUCUGCUCAAAGGGUAUUGCCAGCAGUUGCAGAUAAACCAGGCAAAGGAGCUGAUUCGGGAGAUGAUAGAUGGUGCAGGGAUUGAGCCUGAUGUGGUUUCGUACAAUACUUUGAUUGAUGGGUGCAUACUGGUUGAUGACAGUGCAGGGGCUCUUACCUACUUCAAUGAGAUGAGAACAAGAGGUAUUGCUCCAACCAAGAUUAGUUACACUACUUUGAUGAAAGCUUUUGCCUUGUCGGGCCAACCAAAAUUAGCUAGGGAGGUCUUUGAUGAGAUGUUCAAAGACCCACGAGUGAAGGUUGAUGUGGUUGCUUGGAAUAUGUUGGUGGAAGGGUAUUGUAGAUUAGGACUUGUCGAUGAGGCAAAAAAUAUAAUUCAAGAAAUGAAAGAGAAUGGAUUUCAACCAAAUGUAGGUACCUACGGCAGUCUUGCGAAUGGGAUUGCAGUAGCCAGAAAGCCAGGUGAAGCACUUCUGCUAUGGAAUGAAAUAAAGGAGAGGUGUGGGAUAGAGAAGGAAGGAGAGAUUUCUAAUUCUUCUCAGGCACUCCCACCAUUGAAACCCGACGAAGGGCUCUUGGAUACUCUGGCUGAUAUAUGUGUGAGGGCUGCUUUCUUUAGGAAAGCGUUAGAGAUCGUUGCUUGCAUGGAAGAGCACGGUAUACCACCGAAUAAGACCAAGUAUACCAGAAUCUAUGUGGAGAUGCAUUCGAGGAUGUUUACAAGUAAGCAUGCCUCUAAAGCCAGGCAGGACCGAAGGAGGGAGAGGAAAAGAGCAGCAGAGGCUUUCAAGUUCUGGUUGGGAUUGCCCAACUCUUAUUAUGGGAGUGAGUGGAGACUUGAACCCGAUGGAGAUGAAUAUGCUUCCGAUUCAGCUUAAUGAACAGACUGCCGGUGAUAAGCCGGCUGAAAUGUCGAAAUGUCAAUGUUUUAUUUGAAAAUUGAAAAACAUGAAGUUAUAUGUAUGCGGAUGUGAUUCUGAACCUGACCAUUAUGAAGUUCACCAUUCGAAUGUAACAUAGAUGUAUGAGAUGGUUUCCAUGACAGUACUCAUCAGCAGAUUAGCAAUUUGGACAGAGAGGGAGAGGAGUAUUUGAAAGAAUAUCUGAUUGCAGAUUAAGAUAGAGAAGAUGAAGAAGAAUGAAAAGGGUAAGAACACAAAUAAGAUGGUGAUUGAAACUCAAUGGUUGUAUUAUUCUUGUUUGAUCCGAUAUACUUUGUAUUUGUUUAUACACAAUGUAUGUGAUAUAAAUACAUCAAAGAGAAG
Messenger RNA from Ilex paraguariensis (yerba mate), 2715 nucleotides. Lineage: Eukaryota; Viridiplantae; Streptophyta; Magnoliopsida; Aquifoliales; Aquifoliaceae. The record is from the annotation of a GenBank genome assembly.